AGAAAAUUGUGAGAGUCUGGAACCAACUCCCCAGUAACAUUGUUGAAGCUGACACCCUGGGAUCCUUCAAGAAACAGAUUCUAAUAAUAAUAAUACUAACAAUCUUUAGUUUUAUAUAGCGCCUUUCAUAGUGGUCCACCAUCACAAAGUGGUGUGUGUGCUAUGCAUCAGCUGCAGAGUCACUUACAACAACGUCUCACCCGAAAGAUGGAGCACAAGGAGGUUAAGUGACUUGCUCAGGGUCACACAAUGAGUCAGUGGCUGAGGUGGGAUUUGAACCGGGGACCUCCUGGUUACAAGCCUGUUUAUUUAACCACUGGACCACACAGCCUCCUAAAAGGAACAAUAAGCUCCUAACAACCAGGUUUGAGGACAAAAUGACUCCUUGCUGAUCAGUCUUGAAGAGAAUGUAUUAUAAAACACUAAACAUACUUAUUUAACGAAAAGAGAACUCUAGUAACUUUCAUCCAUCAUUCUUGAGAUUAGACAGAUACAAUCCUAUAGCACUAUAUUUAAAUAAAUGCAUUUCUUUUUCAGCUGCUACUAAGCAGAAUCCUGUGUGCUGCCAUGGACAGUGUGGAGAUGGAAUCUGUCCAGAUUAAAGAGGAGUUCUCUGAACCUGAACUUGUCCACUUUAGAGCGGAGGUCGCUGGGCUGGCUUCCCUUCCCAUUAAACAGGAGCUCUGUGAGAUGCAAUGUGACAGCAGUCAGCCAGAGGUAUCUGAGAUUAAAGCUGAGCACAGUGAAUUGGAGAUCCCCCAGACAGAAGAACCCCUUCCUGUGAAACAAGAAGAGGUGCUGGAAAUUAACCAUAUUAAACAGGAGCCCCCUGAAGUAGAGUUUGACCACAUGGAACCAGGGAAGGAAGAAUCAGAGGACUUCAAACCAAACAUCCCUGAGCUGGAGAGAAUCUGUGUGAGAGAGCAAGGUGCUUGCAACAGCAUGCAAGGAGGUGGAAAGGAAGACGGUCAGUCACAUUCAGAAUGCAGUCUAGCAGGUUCCAGUCCAGCAGCUAAAGCGAGGGCAGGCGGUGGAGAAUAUCCUGACUGUGGGAAAGGUUUCAUGCAGAUAGGGCAUUUAAACAAAACCCAGCGAACUCACACAGGCGAGAAACCGUAUUGCUGCACUGACUGUGGGAAGAGUUUCGGUCAUUCAAACAGCCUUGUUUUACACCAGCGAAUUCACACAGGCGAGAAACCGUAUCACUGCUCUGACUGUGGGAAGAGUUUCAGUCAGUCAAACAGCCUUGUUUUUCACCAGCGAACUCACACAGGAGAGAAACCGUAUCACUGUUCUGACUGUGGGAAGAGUUUCAGUCGGUCAAACAGCCUUGUUUUACAUGAACGAACUCACACAGGAGAGAAACCAUAUCACUGCUCUGACUGUGGGAAGAGUUUCAGUCAGUCAAACAGCCUUGUUUUACACCAGCGAACUCACACAGGAGAGAAACCGUAUCACUGCUCUGACUGUGGGAAGAGUUACAGUCAGUUAGGAAGCCUAAAAGGACACCAGCGAACUCACACAGGAGAGAAACCGUAUCACUGCUCGGACUGUGGGAAGAGUUUCAGUUGGUCAGACAGCCUUGCUUCACACCAGCGAACUCACACAGGAGAGAAACCGUAUCACUGUUCUGACUGUGGGAAGAGUUUCAGUCGGUCAAACAGCCUUGUUUUACAUGAACGAACUCACACAGGAGAGAAACCGUAUCACUGCUCUGACUGUGGGAAGAGUUACAGUCAGUUAGGAAGCCUAAAAGGACACCAGCAAACUCACACAGGAGAGAAACCGUAUCACUGCUCUGACUGUGGGAAGAGUUUCAGUUGGUCAGACAGCCUUGUUUCACACCAGCGAACUCACACAGGAGAGAAACUGUGUCUCUUAAACAAGCCCUUCCAAAACACCAGUGAAUUCACAGAGGAGAGAAACCUUAAAUACUGAUUUGUGUAUCACUCUUAACUCUUUCUGGUCCAUUUAUUCAGCAUGUAUGUUUUGUGUAUCACUCUUAAGAGCAUGCAUUUGAAAAUGAAAAAAUGCAAAUCCACUCUCUUGCUCUCUGUCAAAGUGGGCGGUGACGCUAACACGUCACAAGAGGCUUCUCUGCUGUCAGUUUAACUCAGGCUGUCAAUGCAGUCAGUGCCUGGGAGUGGGAAUAUGCAGAAAGGAAACUAUUCACACCUCAUCUGAUGGACGAGUCAGGAGAAAUCAAUAACUCAGUGUGGAAAUGAGUUUCAGGAUUUAAUAUUUAAACUUCAUUAACUUGAAAAUAAAUAAAUUGAUCAGAAUGAGUAUCCAGACCCCUGAUGUAGCAUCCCAGAGACGAGACUGCAGUGUCCUUACUGGGCAACCGCCUGGAGGAUGGAUCUUGGAAAUUCAUCACGAUUCAAAAACGAAUGAAAACUGAUAGUGUUGCAUGACUGUAUUAUGACAUGAAUGAGUGAAUAUUGCAUGACGUGUCGCUUUGCAAUGUGCAUUGUCCAUGCUUGUGUUUGUGCUGUCUUUGUAAAGUGCCCCGAGUAAUAGCAGUGCAGCAGGCAUGUGUACGGAUCUUGGGUACAGAAAGUCAUAGCGGUUUCAUCCCUGGCUCUUUCUUGCUCUUUUGCAAUAUCUUGCACUUGGUGACAAAUUCCCAAUGAAAAUGUAGCUGAGCUAUGACUAUUAAUCAGGGUUUGUACGCUAGUCUGGAGUCUGGAAAAAGUAUGGAAAAAUGCAAAACUGAUUUCCAGGGCUUGAAAAUGCUUGAAAAACCACGUCUCCGUUAUGAAAGUCUUGAAAAAGUCUGGAAUUUUACUAGCAUCACGGGAAAAUUAAAAUGAUUCUGCGAUUACUUUUAUUAUUAAUAAUAAUUGAUCUCUAAAGCGGGUCAGCAGCUCUAGCAGUAACUGUCUAGACAGUUUACUAGUAGCAGCUAUGUUGCUUGUGACCAAAUCCCGCGAGGAUUGCCCCGUGUAACACCCCUGACAACGCCCUGACAACUCAAAAGCAAUCCUAUCCAGUCAGCGCACUGGUAUAUGUCACAUGACUCUGUCUGCUCCAGUGAAACGAAGGGUAAAAUGGAGUCUACGACAGCCAAGGCUAUGAUUUUUUAAACACAGUUACAGACUGGAAUUACAAGCUGCUGUACUCUGCUCACCGAGAUUCACAUUGUGUUAUCUUGUUGUUACCUUUAUUAAAUCAUUAAUGUUAUUUCCCAACCCAGGAAAAAAAAAAAAUCGAAUACGAUAGUUAGGGUGUAUUCAAACUGGGUUCAUUUCAAACAUCCUCAGUUCGGUUCGUUUGCUUUGAAGCAGUGUAUCAAUGUGCUAGCUGUUCACACUUGCCUUGUAUACAAACGUACUGAGUUUGUUUGGAAAUUAACUGGGGCUCGUUUUCGUGGUUCACUUCCAUGUUUUCCCAGGACUCAGUUCACUUGUGUUCAUAUUGAAAUAAUCAGGGCAGCAGUGUGGAGAAGUGGUUAUGGCUCUGGACUUUUGACAGGAGGGUUGUGAGUUCAAUUCCAGGUGGUGGACACUGCUGCUGUACCCUUGAGCAAGGUAAUUCACCUAGAUUGCUCCAGUAAAAACCCAACUGUAUAAAUGGGUAAUUGUAUGUAAAAAUAAUGUGUAAAAAAAAAAAUAAUAAUAAUUGUAUGUAAAAAUAAUGUGAUAUCUUGUAACAAUUGUAAGUCGCCCUGGAUAAGAGUGUCUGCUAAGAAAUAAAUAAUAAUAAUAAUAA
Messenger RNA from Acipenser ruthenus (sterlet), 3711 nucleotides. Its product is annotated as zinc finger protein 660-like. Gene Ontology annotation, molecular function: DNA-binding transcription factor activity, RNA polymerase II-specific; RNA polymerase II cis-regulatory region sequence-specific DNA binding. Bases 568 to 1938 code for a protein of 456 amino acids. The transcript has 2 exons. NCBI's taxonomy places the organism in Eukaryota, Metazoa, Chordata, Actinopteri, Acipenseriformes, Acipenseridae. Gene Ontology annotation, biological process: regulation of transcription by RNA polymerase II. Gene Ontology annotation, cellular component: transcription regulator complex; PcG protein complex. The record is from RefSeq and is a predicted model, not a curated record.